This is a messenger RNA of Folsomia candida, 3826 nucleotides long. RefSeq names its product DNA-directed RNA polymerase II subunit RPB2 (gene RpII140). Gene Ontology annotation, biological process: DNA-templated transcription. Bases 116 to 3625 code for a protein of 1169 amino acids. NCBI's taxonomy places the organism in Eukaryota, Metazoa, Arthropoda, Collembola, Entomobryomorpha, Isotomidae. Gene Ontology annotation, cellular component: RNA polymerase II, core complex. The record is from RefSeq and is a predicted model, not a curated record. Gene Ontology annotation, molecular function: ribonucleoside binding; DNA-directed RNA polymerase activity; DNA binding. The transcript has 14 exons.
AUACUUCAUUCAGUGCUUCAUUCUACGUUCAUUCUUCGUGCGUAGUGGAGUGACGGCUUUUCGCUCCAAUAAAAUUUUGAAGAAAUUUAAAAUUUGGACUGUAAAUUGAGUCGUAAUGUACGAUCCGGAGGAUGAGGGAGAAGAGGAGGGAGCUUCAGCCGAGUUGUGGCAGGAGGCCUGUUGGAUCGUUAUCAAUGCGUAUUUCGAUGAAAAAGGUCUCGUCCGGCAGCAGCUCGACUCCUUUGAUGAGUUUAUUCAAAUGUCGGUGCAAAGAAUUGUGGAGGACUCGCCCGUAGUGGACUUACAAGCUGAGGCACAGCACAUGGGGGGAGAAGUGGAUACGCCGGCGCGCUAUGUUCUCAGAUUUGAGCAGAUCUAUCUCUCCAAGCCGACUCAUUGGGAGAAGGACGGCGCCCCCUCAGCUAUGAUGCCUAAUGAGGCGAGAUUGCGAAACCUGACAUAUUCUGCUCCCCUAUACGUAGACAUUACCAAGACAGUCGUGAGGGAGGAGACGGUAAAAGUUCCACAUCCGAAGACGUUCAUUGGGAAAAUUCCUAUCAUGUUGAGGUCGACUUACUGCAUCUUGAGUGGUCUUUCGGAUCGAGAUCUUACAGAGUUGAAUGAAUGUCCGUUGGAUCCGGGUGGUUAUUUUGUAGUUAAUGGAUCUGAAAAGGUUUUAAUCGCUCAAGAGAAAAUGGCGACAAACACGGUCUACGUGUUCAGUAUGAAGGACUCCAAGUAUGCGUACAAAGCUGAAAUCAGAUCUUGUCUGGAGCACUCGUCUCGGCCAACUAGCACACUCUGGGUGAACAUGAUGUCUCGCGGUGGACAAACGAUGAAAAAGACGUCCAUCGGACAGAAGAUUAUUGCAGUAAUUCCCUAUAUCAAGCAGGAAAUUCCUAUCAUGAUCGUCUUUCGAGCUUUGGGCUUCGUGGCGGAUCGCGAUAUCUUAGAACACAUCAUCUACGAUUUUGACGACCCGGAAAUGAUGGAGAUGGUCAAGCCCUCGCUGGAUGAGGCGUUCGUGGUCCAAGAACAAAAUGUGGCUUUAAACUUUAUCGGUGCAAGAGGGGCGAAACCCGGAGUGACACGUGAGAAGCGUAUUCGAUAUGCGAAAGAAAUCCUCCAAAAGGAAAUGUUGCCUCACGUCGGUGUCUCAGACUUUUGUGAAACUAAGAAGGCCUACUUUUUGGGCUACAUGGUCCAUCGCCUCCUUCUAGCUGCACUUGGCCGACGAGAGUUGGAUGAUCGAGAUCACUACGGGAAUAAGCGUCUCGAUUUAGCUGGUCCACUCUUGGCUUUUCUGUUUAGAGGACUGUUCAAGAACCUGACUAAAGAAAUCAGAAUGUAUGCACAAAAGUUUAUCGAUAAAGGGAAAGACUUUAAUCUGGAACUCGCCAUCAAGACGAGAAUCAUCACUGAUGGACUUAAAUACUCAUUGGCCACUGGUAAUUGGGGUGAUCAAAAGAAGGCCCAUCAAGCCAGAGCAGGCGUGUCACAGGUGUUGAACCGACUCACUUUUGCCUCUACUUUAUCUCACUUGCGUCGCGUAAACAGUCCAAUUGGUCGCGACGGGAAGUUGGCGAAGCCACGUCAAUUACAUAAUACAUUAUGGGGAAUGAUCUGUCCUGCCGAAACUCCAGAAGGGGCGGCCGUUGGUCUAGUCAAGAAUCUGGCUUUGAUGGCCUACAUUUCUGUGGGGUCACAACCCAGCCCAAUUCUCGAGUUCUUGGAGGAGUGGUCAAUGGAGAAUUUAGAAGAAAUUGCGCCUUCAGCCAUUGCCGAUGCCACUAAAAUCUUUGUCAACGGUUGCUGGGUCGGCAUACAUCGAGACCCUGAACAGUUGAUGACAACUCUGCGAAAGCUACGUCGCCAAAUGGACAUCAUCGUCUCUGAAGUAUCAAUGGUUCGUGACAUUCGUGAUCGUGAAAUUCGAAUUUACACCGACGCUGGUAGAAUUUGUCGUCCCCUUCUGAUUGUUGAGAAUGGGAAGUUGCUGCUCAAAAAACGCCACAUUGAUAUGUUAAAGGAGCGAGAAUACAAUAAUUACGGUUGGCAAGAUCUGGUGGCUCGAGGAGUAGUCGAGUACAUCGACACUAUGGAAGAAGAGACAGUGAUGAUUACCAUGAAUCCCGAUGAUUUAACUCAAGACCAGCGGUACGCGUAUUGUACCACGUACACACAUUGUGAAAUUCACCCAGCCAUGAUUUUGGGUGUUUGCGCUUCCAUCAUUCCGUUUCCUGAUCACAAUCAGUCUCCUCGUAACACUUACCAAAGUGCUAUGGGUAAACAAGCCAUGGGAGUUUACAUUACGAAUUACCACGUGCGGAUGGACACCCUCGCCCACGUCCUCUACUACCCACAAAAGCCUCUUGUAACUACUCGAUCCAUGGAGUACCUCCGGUUCAGAGAGCUUCCAGCCGGAAUAAACAGCAUUGUCGCGAUCGCCUGUUACACCGGGUACAAUCAGGAGGACUCUGUUAUUCUCAAUGCGUCGGCAGUGGAUCGAGGCUUUUUCAGAUCUGUAUUCUUCCGGUCUUACAAAGAUCAGGAAUCUAAGCGAAUUGGGGACCAGGAAGAGCAAUUUGAAAAGCCGCAGCGCCAUAGCUGUCAAGGGAUGAGAAAUGCAAUUUACGACAAAUUGGAUAACGACGGAAUCAUCGCGCCUGGCGUUCGCGUCUCUGGGGAUGAUGUGAUUAUCGGUAAAACUAUUACUCUCCCCGAAACGGAGGACGAAUUCCAAGAAGCAAAUCGUCGCUAUGUGAAACGAGACGCGUCCACAUUUCUACGAAACUCAGAAACCGGUAUCGUCGAUCAGGUUAUGAUCACUUUGAAUGCUGAAGGCUACAAAUUUUGUAAGAUUCGCGUCCGUUCGGUGCGUAUCCCUCAAAUUGGAGACAAGUUUGCUUCUCGGCAUGGGCAAAAGGGAACAUGUGGUAUUCAAUAUCGGCAAGAGGACAUGCCGUUCACUUGUGAGGGGAUAGCACCCGAUAUAAUAAUCAAUCCUCACGCCAUCCCGUCUCGGAUGACAAUCGGCCAUUUGAUCGAGUGUCUCCAGGGGAAGGUGUCAUCAAACAAAGGAGAAAUCGGGGACGCCACCCCUUUCAACGAUGCCGUCAACGUCCAAAAGAUCUCAAAUAUUCUCCAGGAAUAUGGCUAUCAGCUCCGAGGAAAUGAGAUCCUGUAUUGUGGUCAUACAGGGAGAAAAAUCAAUGCUCAUACCUUCUUGGGCCCAACCUAUUAUCAAAGACUUAAGCACAUGGUGGACGAUAAGAUUCACUCGAGAGCUAGAGGACCAGUCCAGAUCCUUGUGCGUCAACCCAUGGAGGGCCGAGCUCGUGAUGGUGGUCUCCGAUUCGGUGAGAUGGAACGGGAUUGCCAGAUUUCUCAUGGAGCUGCCCAGUUUUUGAGGGAGCGCUUAUUCGAGGUCUCGGAUCCGUACCGAAUUCAUAUUUGUGAUCUAUGUGGACUUAUUGCCAUUGCUAAUCUGCGAAGUAAGACGUUCGAGUGUCGGGGUUGUAAAAAUAAGACACAGAUUUCUCAAGUCCGACUUCCCUACGCAGCCAAACUUCUCUUCCAAGAGUUGAUGUCGAUGAACAUCGCCCCUCGUCUGAUGGUGUUAUAAAUCUUUUCUAAACAAAACUGGACUGACGAUAUCUUUUUGAUGACUCUAACUUAAGUAUUUAGCACAAUGUUAUUUUUUUUCUGAAAGUAUUACAAAACUUGUUGAUGUGUGAAUGAAAAGUAAAUGAUAACUUAUAUAUGACCAUUUGUACCAGUGUAAGCCAUUUUUGUAUAACAGAAAUAAAUGAUAAGAAAAUGACAA